Oncorhynchus gorbuscha (pink salmon) is the source of this 5887-nucleotide messenger RNA. It is a transcript of the gene ankle1, whose product is annotated as ankyrin repeat and LEM domain containing 1. The transcript is spliced from 9 exons. The record is from RefSeq and is a predicted model, not a curated record. Gene Ontology annotation, molecular function: endonuclease activity. The coding region runs from base 926 to 3850 and encodes 974 amino acids. NCBI's taxonomy places the organism in Eukaryota, Metazoa, Chordata, Actinopteri, Salmoniformes, Salmonidae.
GGGAACUUCAACACAAUAAACAAAGAAAGGAAAUCGAAGAUGAAAUGUGAAUUUAUCAAAAUUGCAAAACAUAAAUAAAUAAACGAAACCGAUCAAUCUCAAUUAAAUUGCAUCCGACGUGCACGAGAACUUGGGUUGCAUGCUUUUAGUUCGGUAGCUAAAGUAAAAGCUUUGAUGACCAGACGAAAUAUUGCAGAAGUACGCGAGUCAUGCAGCAUCGAAGCAAGACCAGUCUGGCAACACAGCUGUGCAAAGCUGUGAAUGACGGAGAACCAAGAACCGUGCAGAUUCUUCUCGCACAAGGAGCAAAUCCCAAUCUUGUCGGAAGUAAAGGUGUUGCUGCUGUGCAUUUGGCAGUUGGCAAAGAGACGGAGAAAAGUAUACGCUGCCUGAAGUUAAUUCUACAACAUGGGGCAGACCCCAACAUCCGGUCUUCAGAUGGCUUGACACCCCUGCACGUAGCAGCGUUAUGGGGUUGCUAUCAGAAUCUCAAACUGCUGUUAAAGAAUGGAGGGAAUGCAAACUUAAAGGAUCAGGAAGGGAACAAACCAGGUGAUCUGGCACAACAACAGGACAACCGCAGAUGUGCCCACCUCCUCCAGGAGUACCAGUCUCAGUCCUUGGACACAGAGGAGGAAGAUCUGCCUCAAUUCCAAUACUCUGUUUACAAUGGCCAAGGUGACGCGUCAAGCUACACUGACUCCGAAGACUGCAGUGUUUUCUCUCACAGCAUGUCCUUGCUGAGUGACUUCGGGGAGGGUCCACUGAGUAGCACACGUCAGACCUCGUUCUUUGAACUGUCUGCUAUUAGCAACAGGCACAGUUGGAGAAGAGGAUCCCGUUCAGGGAGUCUGACUAUAAAUCUAACCCUGAGGUGCGCCACACCAACGAGUGGGACACGGACUCUGACUGGGAGCCUCCAUCAAUGUUAUCCAGCACUCGUAUGUCCGUCGCAGGUCCCAGAGCCGCACUUCCUGUACUUCGGGAGGACGUACCACUCGCUGACUGCAGUGCGCUGCAUCCGUCUGUAAACGGGAACAGACUCUCUCCUCCUCCGGUGGACCUUCUCCCUCCUUGCUUUGCACGACGCACGAGCCGCAAGAGUGUGAGCUUCAGAGAGGAAGCGGACGAAUACUUCCCCGUUUUUAGUUCAGAAUCCCCGAGGCGGGAGCCAGGGAGUCCGGGUACUGCCUACUCUAAAGACUAUACUCUCGACUUCUCGGAAUACUCCGAGUUCCUGGAUCCAGAACGCAUGGCCACCGUCCUACAUCACCAGGGGAUCGACGUCACCUCCCCUGAACAUGUGUUUGUAUUCUCCAAGGAUAAUAAUGAGUGCACUGAGAUCGACAUGGAAAAAACAUUUGUUGGGCACUUCCCGUUUGAGGAAGAGGACGGAGAAGUCGUUGAGAAUCAGGUAGAAGAAGUGAAGGUCCCUGAACGAGCAUUAUGUGUCUCUGCUGGCAGCAGCAGUAGCAGUGGAGCUAGUAGGUACAGCAGCUGUGAUAGUGACCACUACAUUACGACCCUGGAGGCGUCCCCCAGGCGGGUCUCACCCUCUGAGGAGGAGCGUAAAGUGAAAAACAGAGGUGUUGAAGACGACAAACACACACAAAAUCCUAUGAACACUAACAAUGUAGAUACUGAUGAAACUCCCAACAGCUCAGAGAGGUCAAAACCAGCCAUGGUAGAACUACCAGCCAUGGUAGAACUACCAGCCAUGGUUGAUAACCUUACAUUGACUGACAAAAUAUCUCCAACCAAAAGUCCAGGUUGUGAAAAGAUAUUUCCAGAUGCGCUCUUAGCGGGUAAUGUUGAAGAGUUGUCAACAAGACCGACUGAAUGCACUCCCAGACCUGGACCUGGUUCUACUCCAGCAUUGGAGGAGGACCUGCCUCUGACCCCAAGUCCCUUUGUCACUGGUAGGACGCGGACGCGGCUGAGUCGCUGCUCGGUAAUUAGCGGCAAGACCCCCGAAAGCCUCCUCUCCACCUCCUCGCUGUUUGAGCAGACUUUGCCUACGCCGACACGCACACGCCGCCAAAACAUCAAGUCGCAAGGCAGCGACAACGUCUUUUACGACACGCCAUGCGGGCGUAGUCGCACCCCAGUCUUUUCUGGAAACGGGACAGGUAGUACUUCUGGGGACUCAUUUGUCGUCUACGAGAGCCAAGAGCCUCAAUCUAGCACUCUCAGAGCCGACAGAGGUCAAGGGUCAUAUGUCAGUGCCAGCCAAGCGGACACCCUCAUCACCGCCAAGGACGACGGAGGUCAGGGAUCUUGUGUUAGUGCCAGCCAAGCAGACACCCUCAUCAUCGCCAAGGAUGACAGAGGUCAGGGAUCUUGUGUUAGUGCCAGCCAAGCGGACACCCUCAUCUCUAAAAGCAUGGCUGACACAGUCAUCGUAACUCCAAGUUUAGCUGACAAAUUAUCUUUACUGGAUAAUUACUUUACUUUACAAAAUCCUCACAAAGAGACUUUACCCACUUAUCUGAGAAAAGACGUUCUUGAAAGUGGUGAAUUUCUAACCGACGAUUUGUCCAGCUCCAGUGAUGCAGUGACCAAGGAGGGGACAGUUGGUAGCUUUGGGCCAAAAGUGGAGGAAUCCUGGACCACAGAGGAGACCGACUCAAGCUCAUCUUUGUCAAGUUCCCAGACUCCAUCUUCAUCCAGCUCCAGUUACUUCUCUCCAAAAAGAGAUCAGCCCCCCUCGACCCCAGGCACUACCCCGCGCUACAGCAUGAGUCGACUCUCCCACUUCCACAAGCCCCAGCGGCUGGCCAGCCUCUCCUACACCCCAGGCGGACGUCCUCAAAUACCAGACCUGGAGGAACCGGUGGAGUACCUCUACACAGACACGGAGCAGGGUCACGAACUGAUCGAGACCCACGUCCCACCUGCGGCCAACACCUCGCUCAGCUCCAGCAUGAGCACGUCCAGUGGCGAGGACACAGUGCUGUACGACUGGCGCUCCCUGCAGGGUGGUGGAGGAACGGUGGUCAAAGGGAAGGAGAACCAGGAGCCUGUGGUGGCUCAGGACUGGUCAGAGACCAAAUGCCUGACGGACAAGGAGCUGAGACGCAGGCUUGUGGAGAUGGGAGAGAGUCCGGGACCCAUAAGUCAUCGUACCCGGCCAGUGUACAUGAAGAGGCUAAGGCGGCUGUUGCUGGAGCCGGACACUCAACAACAACUGCCGGACCUACCCCAAGGUCCUGCGCAGGGACACAGUCCAGAGCUGUGUGUGGCCCUGCGGACGUUGGUGCUGCCCGACUGCCAGGAGGACGAGCUGGCGCUGUGCCAGCAGUUUGACCAACCAGACCAGAACAGGAAGUGGCGGGAGGGUGUCAUCAAGUCCAGCUUCAACUACCUGCUACUGGACCCCAGAGUAACAAAGAACCUACCGUAUCGGAGUCAUUCCAUGAGCCCUAUGGAUUGUUUUCAGACUUUCAUCAGCGCUAUAUUCUACGUGGGAAAAGGCAAGCGCUCCCGACCCUACAGCCAUCUGUACGAGGCUCUAGACUACCACCGAGGAGAUAAGACUUCUAAGAAACUGUGCUCCAAGGUGCAGCACAUCCUCCAGGUUUGGAAGGCCGAGCAGGGGGUGAUCUCUCUGCACUGCUUCCAGAACGUCAUCCCCGUGGAGGCCUACACGCGUGAGGCCGUCAUGGUGGAUGCCAUUGGCUUGAAGAUGCUGACCAACCAGAAGCGAGGGGACUACUACGGGGUGGUGUCCACGUGGCAGUUGAAGAGGAAGAGGGAGCUGGGGGUGCACCUGCUCUACAGGGCCAUGCAGAUCUUCCUGGCUGAGGGAGAGAGGCAGCUCAGACCUCCUGAUAUCAGGGUGGGACAGUAGUGCCCCCCAGUGGGUAGAGUUGGGUACUGCACCAACAGAAAAUGAAAGCAUUUAUUGAACAAGGUGUUGACUAGUUUAAUCCAUUCAGGUGAAAUUUGGGCUUAAAGGUCCAUUGCAGCUGUUUUUAUCUCAAUAUCAAAUCAUUUCUGAGUAAUAAUUAAGUACCUUUAUUAUGAUUUGUUUUCAAUUAAAAUUGUUAAAAAAGGAACAAAAAUAACUUCUUAGACAAAGAGCAAUUUCUCAAGCAAGAAUUUUGAUGGGACUGUCGAGGAGUGGUCUGAGUGGGGAGAGGAACAUUGAAUGGACAAAUUUACAGCCUGUUGAUGUUACCGGGCAGGUCAAAACUCCAUCCCAACAAAACAGGCUGACAUUUCAGACAGCUCUUACACUAAAAGGGCAUUAUCAUAAUUUUUACAAUAUUAUUUCAAGCUCAUAGUGUGGGAAGUUAAUAAAACACAGGGAAACCACAUUUUUGACUGUACUGGGCCUUUUAAAGUGUAAAUGUUUUACUUAUUGAUGUAGAAGAGAUUGGCUUGUUGGAACACAGGACCAAGAUAUAGGUUAUUUUCCUAUACAUUUUUUGUGUCCAUGUCAUACCUAGGCUCAACCAGAUUCACCUUGGAGCUCUAAUGGUUGUCAUUUCACCUUUCUGUCCAUUCUGCCAUCUCCUCGCCUCCUUCUCUAAUCCCGUCUCCUCGCCUCCUUCUCUAAUCCCGUCUCCUCGCCUCCUUCUCUAAUCCCAUCUCCUCGCCUCCUCUAAUCCCAUCUCCUCGCCUUCUUCUCUAAUCCCAUCUCCUCGCCUCCUUCUCUAAUCCCAUCACCUUGCCUCCUUCUCUAAUCCCAUCUCCUCGCCUCCUUCUCUAAUCCCAUCUCCUCGCCUCCUUCUCUAAUCCCAUCUCCUCGCCUCCUUCUCUAAUCCCAUCUCCUAGCCUCCUUCUCUAAUCCCAUCACCUCGCCUCCUUCUCAACCUCAUUAGAAGAGAAAUUCCAAGGUCCCUCCUGUCAGACCUUCUUCUCAACCUCAUUGGAAGAGAAGUACCAAGGUCCCUCCUGUCAGACCUUCUUCUCAACCUCAUUGGAAGAGAAGUACCAAGGUCCCUCCUGUCGGUCCUUCUCAACCUCAUUGGAAGAGAAAUUCCAAGGUCCCUCCUGUCAGACCUUCUUCUCAACCUCAUUGGAAGAGAAAUUCCAAGGUCCCUCCUGUCAGACCUUCUUCUCAACCUCAUUGGAAGAGAAAUUCCAAGGUCCCUCCUGUCAGACCUUCUUCUCAACCUCAUUGGAAGAGAAGUACCAAGGUCCCUCCCGAAGGACCUUCUUCUCCAAUACGUUUUUAGAAGGAGCCGAAGAGAAAGGUGAUGAAUUGAGAAAGAGACAGAAUGAGUCAUUGGAAGAAAGACUGCUAUUGAAAGCUUGUUCACUUACCUUAGCAUCAGUUAAAUAUGUACGUCCAUUAAAUAUGAUGCAAAUACAUUGUAUUUCUUUAGUAGAAAAACCAUUUAGGCUUGUAUUGUUAGUAGUAUGAUCAUUAUGUAUGUAUUUGUCGGUAAAGUCUACCACCAGAAUGAAAGCACUGAAGGAAAAAUAAUCGUGUCACAACCAAUGUAUGUCUAUGGUCAAAACACUGGGUGGAACACACAUAUUUACACACAUGUCGAGGAUUUCCUUAUUUACCUCGGUCAAAUCAAUUACAGAUUCACUUGAUUUAACUAUUCCCCAUUUUAACAAGUGAUAUUGAUAAAUGCAUAGUUAAAAUGAAGUUUCCAAACAAAUGUCAAUAUCAUUAGCUAUAUGCCUAUGCUGGUUGUGCUAUGUCAAACGGGCAAAAGUUUACAUGUUGGAAUCAUCUCAUCCACAGAAUCUUUCAACUGUCUUAUAGACUAUUUCAUCAAUGUAGCAUUAUUUUUCUUUGUUGUGUGUUAGGAUGUUCUUAUAAAAACAAAAAUACCGAAGUAAUUGCCUUGUUUUGUCACCUUUCAUUUCAGUUUACCCUGACAUUUCACUAUAACAGCAUUUGACCCAGACCUGAACAAUAAACUGU